CUCUUUUAAGCAUUAGAGGAAGAUCGCGAUACCCCAGACUGUUCGACCCAGCUCUGUGGUUCUGGGAAAGGGUGGCCAUCAAUGUUGCUGUCAUAAUAUCCGGGACAGAUACCAAAUCCAUUACCGGUAUGCUCAUCGCUGUACCCAUCCUGCACUGUACAAGGCUGACAUGUGUGGAACAAGAAGCUCACGAGCUCUACCGUCCUUUCAAUCUCAUCGUACCCAUCAUACCCAUCGUCUCAUCCAACAUCAAGUAUCAUUUGAUGCCAAUGGCACACAACAUCGCCCGCAAGGCAUACUCUGCCGAACAACUCUUGGCCCUACGCCAUUCGGCUUCGGAUGAGACUGCUCUCCAGAUCGAAGCCAAGGCCCAAGAUGGAGCCAUCAAAGAUCAUGUUGUCCGCAAUACACGCUCCUUCGCUGCUCGCUCUUCGCGUUCGUUCGCCACGUCCGACACUUUGCAUCCACCUCCUCCCACGGAGCCACGCCAGUUCAAUGCACCAGUGCUCGCCGAGAUUGAUCCCAACAACCAGAACUUACGUCCUGGACUAGCUGCCAACCGUUACCGCCCCUCUCCGACUCCAUCACUGAAGAAGCGCAAGGCCGAGCAAAUUCUUAAGGAUCAUGGCUCUCCUCCUGGACUUCGCGUCACCGCUGGAGGUCGCAUCGUCCCCAGUGACCAGUCCCCUCUGUGCAGCCCGCGCUAUGGUUACAGUGCCAUCAAGAAGAACGGCAUGCUCAUCAAGUUCGGCCCAAACUUCCCAGCUCCUCCUGGUGGCAUUCCAAUGCAGAGGAACGGCUUGCCCAAUGGUUUCGUCGCUCAGGAUCCCAAUGGCAGACUUUGCCAGAUGGUCGAUGGCAAGUUCUUGCCCGUUGAUGAUGUCGACGGCAUUCCUCAGCUCUAUAUUGCUGCUCCCAACUUGACCGGCAGCACCGGCUUCCCAGCUGGCGAGAAGGAGGAAGUCCCUGGCGCCACUCCGUUCGACAACUCGAGCAGACAGCAGCCCAGUCAGAGUUUCGAAGUUGCACCUCCAACCGGCCCAUCGAUCAAGCAGACGACCAUGAAGCAGCCUACCGUCAGUGUCGCCAUGCAGAUCCAAGCUCUGGAGAAGCAAUACACCAAGCUGGAACAAGAGUCAAAGGAUCUCGACAAGGUUGAAGUCUUGCAACGCAGCUCAAUGAGCUCCAAGGCAUACAACCAGCUUGUUCAGAACCGUCGUGAGCUCGUCAGCCGCAUGAACUCAAUUCGUGUCAGCCUCAAGUCGCUGCGUGGAGAAAAGUCUUCGACCGACCACUCGCCCCAAACCAUGCUUCAGUCGAUGCAGCCGCAGUUCAGUAUGCCACCCUACGGUCCGACAGUCAUGAUGGGACCGGCAGGACCAAUUCCGGACUGGGCCUUCGACGGCAAUGGUCCCGAUUCUCACAACGUGCCUCCGUUCCAUGGUGCUCCCAUGCCACACGGUCUCGGAUACUACGGCCCUCCUCCACCAGGCUACCCAGGUGCCAUGGCGCCAUACCCAGGCAUGUUCGGUCCAAUGCCGCCAAUGUUCAACAUGAUGGGAAUGCCUCCCGUCGACGCAUACGGCAACUUCAUGCCUCCCAUUCCCAACAUGGAUCCUCAGGCCUUCUCCAACGGCAGCCCACCUGCUCCACGUACUGAAGCAGUCCAAGAAUCUGCACCAAUCAGCCGCAGACCUGCAGAGACCACGGCCGUGUCGCAGCAGGAUUCUCCACGCAGAACGCAUGCUCUGCAGAUCAAGGUCCCAGAGAACAAGUCAGAGGAGAGCCAGAAGUCGGCACUCAACCCCAUGAGCCCCAGCUACCAGCCUGCCGGCAAGUCGACACCCACAUCCAAGGUUGUCCCGACCCGUGUCGCAUCACCAUCUCCUGCCCUUGCUGAGGCUGUCAGACAACACAAUGCCUGGAUCACCGAGUCGGCCAAUGCUUCGGCCACCAACUUGAACUCUGCCGGUUCUCAGCGCAAGCUCCGAUAUCAGUCGUCCUCUUCAAGCUACGCCACUGCCGAUUUCUUUCCCAACAACCCUCGCGACCAUUCGAUGAGAAAGGAUGCCUACCCAAUUGUGCAUGAUCGCAACGCAAGCCGCAACAAGAUGGGCGAACAUCCUUCGGCUUCGAGUGAGCAGCCAAUCACCCCUGACAAGGAGAAUCAGGAUCCAGGUUGGACUUUCGCACCGGUCGCCAGUGUCACCACGCCACCUACCAUGUACGAGCAAGCUGUUGAUCAGCCAGCCAUCCCAGAGAUGGGACACGUCGAUCCUGUUCAGAAUCGCUCUGAGAUGAAUGUCAGCCCCAAGAACCGUCGUCCUGAUUAUCUGAUGGGCCAUAAGCCUGUCAGCGAGGCUGCUAGAAUCGGAUCUGGUCUUCCUUCUCCGGCUCUCGACUCUUCUCACUAUGCACUCUCUCAGCAACCCGAGGCUGUUGUCUCAUCCAAGUCUUCCAAGCAGGGCUUUGGUCUUGAGGAGACUGCUUACAUAUCUGGGUUCAAAGCUGGUGAAGCCCGUCUGCCUGUCAGUGUCGAGAAGAAUGGUCUUUGGCUCGACGGAUACUGUGCUGGUCUGCUCAAGUCUGCCCAGACCUCAGCCACAACUGCUCUUUCUCAACCAAAGGCUCCAGUUCCUGGUCAUGCAGCUCUGGCAAUCGUCAAGCCUUACCUGCAGCCGGAUCAUGCAAUCGUCGGGACACAGCGCCCGGUCUCGACCGUCGAUGCGAAGGUUACGCCAGUGAACAUUCUCAAGGACGUAAUCUUCUCGACUCAGAACGAGAAUGCCGUUCUCACUCCAGACCCCAACGGACCUCACAUCAACGACUUGGCUGGUUUGCAUCUCGGCAGCUGGGCCAAGACUCAUCAAGCUUCUAUGCCUGUCGAGUCUGAUGCUGUUCUUGCCCGUGUGCGCAACGGCGAGACAGUUCUGCCAGAACGCACUUCUUCUGCGAUGCAACGUCAACUCCCAAAUGCCGGCAUUUCGACUGAUCACAGUCGUACUGGCAUGCCACUUGCCAAGAUGGCCGAUGUCAUGGCGGAGCGCGAGAAGGUGCAUGUUCCUCAGGACCGUCGCGCCACGUCUGCACAGAUGCCAGCCGGCGGCUCUCCGACAGCUUACUUCCAGCGAAACUAUCCCGCUCAUCGUGUCAUGAGCUCGCAGCUCGAAUGGAAGUCAGGAUCGUCCAUCGCCCAGGUGGCAGGAUUGGCCACAGGAUACUUCGCGCAGUACGACGGUACGAGAUCAGAUGCCAACACUAUUACAAACAGACAGCCGCUGACUCAGAUGUCUGGCAACACAGGCAUGACGACACACGAUACCAUGGCUGGAGCCUUGCCCGAGAAGCAGACCAGCAUGUCGGGCAGAUUCACCGAGGGAUCUAUGACGACCGACACCAAGACUGGCAGUCCAUCGUCGUCGCCUGGCAAGAGAUCUCCAACCAAGGGCUCACCGGCCAAGGUCAAGUUUGCACAGAUUGCCGGCAGAGCUGGAAUCAAGGUUCGCAGCGACAGCAGGGAUGAACAGGAGAGCGAGCCCAGCAGCCCUCAGGAGAAGCGUCGCUGGAGAGACGUAUGGGGCAAGAGAUUCACCGAGAGCGGAGCCCGUGAGGGUGAACAGAAGCAAGGCGGUCGCCAUUGAUGAGGCGUGAAAGGUUGUUGGACAUACUCGAGUCGUUGGAACAUUAUACUUUGGCACCAACGUUGAUGGCUACAGGAGGCAGAUUGCAGAAGCAUGUUAGCAGGCGAGAGAUUGAUGGCUUCCGGAGCUCACGUGGCUCAAACAGGAUUAACUAGAGGCAUGUUUUUUGAUUGAGUUUUGCAACUGACAGCAUAUUCAGAAGAAGCAGAUGAUAGACCGGGACUGUUGGAGGAUAAGCAGAGUAUACUUGCUUCAGAUAUAUUCAGACG
Molecule: messenger RNA, 3910 nt
Organism: Aureobasidium pullulans EXF-150
Lineage: Eukaryota; Fungi; Ascomycota; Dothideomycetes; Dothideales; Saccotheciaceae
Exons: 3
Coding region: 129-3641 (1170 amino acids)
Source: RefSeq, a predicted model, not a curated record